CUUCGAGAAAAAUUAUACGAACGCCUCGGAGGGCAUGUGACGAAUCUGAAGUAUCGAGAUGACAAUACCAUGGAGCUUCUUGCACUCAACGAUGAUAACGACUUAAAUUACGCGAUAACUAGUUGUCCAAAAUUAUUACUUUACGCGGAUUAA
This is a messenger RNA of Acaulospora morrowiae, 153 nucleotides long. The record is from the annotation of a GenBank genome assembly. NCBI's taxonomy places the organism in Eukaryota, Fungi, Glomeromycota, Glomeromycetes, Diversisporales, Acaulosporaceae.